Acanthoscelides obtectus is the source of this 693-nucleotide messenger RNA. NCBI's taxonomy places the organism in Eukaryota, Metazoa, Arthropoda, Insecta, Coleoptera, Chrysomelidae. The record is from the annotation of a GenBank genome assembly.
GGACACGGAACAGAAAGUUCUGAUGAGCUCAUGGCAUCUGUCAGUGUGCUAUCAGUUACCUGUCAUUUGCGGAAAAUAGAGGAAGAAAGGUGAAUCGAAGGGAAUUUUUCUAAAUCAAAAAUUCAGGAAAAGAUGAAUACGGUUUUGAACCAUGCCGUGAGAAGGUAUCUCCAAACUACUGCCAGAAGAGCUGCUGUCCAAGUUGAGGGGCCAUCCGCAGUGUCAGGAGGACAUGAAGGGGGUUACAAAAUCUGGAGAAACCUCACCUUCUUUGUAGCCUUUCCAUCCAUAAUCCUGUGUGCUGUAAACUGCUACUUGACUCACCAAAGUGGACACCAUGAGAGACCACCAUUCGUCAAGUAUGAUUACUUGUGUGUUCGCACUAAGCGUUUUCCAUGGGGUGAUGGAAACCAUUCGCUCUUCCAUAACCCACACACUAAUGCUCUGCCUAAUGGUUAUGAAGAUGAGCAUUAAAUAAAUGAUGUGGUAUAGUAAUGCAGUUAGAUAUUUAUAAUUUGUUCAAUAAAUUGUUAGAUUGAAAGGUUUCCAAGCUAAGUACACAUUUUUUAUUGCUGUGAAUAAAAAUGAAGCUACCGUAUUUAGAUUUUUUUAUUUUGUUUUUACAAAAAGCAUUGUACAGGAAUAGUCAUCCAGCUUAAACUUGAAGCUAGAAAAAAUGUACAUCUAAUAGUC